Messenger RNA from Diaporthe amygdali, 1968 nucleotides. RefSeq lists its product as uncharacterized. NCBI's taxonomy places the organism in Eukaryota, Fungi, Ascomycota, Sordariomycetes, Diaporthales, Diaporthaceae. The coding region runs from base 1 to 1968 and encodes 655 amino acids. The record is from RefSeq and is a predicted model, not a curated record. The transcript has a single exon.
AUGAACAAGCCCCUACCCGGGCCACCUUCGGUGAACCGGGCAUCACAGCUCAGGAAAGCAAAAUCGUCACAAGCCUUGCCGCUCAGCCCCAAGUCCACGAGCAGCAGGUCCCGAGACAGCGACCGGGCCGAGCGGACACAUACAGGGAGCCGGCGAGCACUGGACUUUGACAGCCGGGGGAGUCGUGAUCUGCGGCACCGAUCGAGCGCAAGCACCAUCUCACGCACCACGGCCAGCUCUUUCGUGACAUCGACAUCUGGGGCUGGGACUAUCGUCGGCAUAUCGAAAGACGUGAGCGCCAACCGCAUCGUGGGCAGCGGCCAUAACGGCAUCGUACAGGACAGCAACCCGGACCAGCCAGGCCGGACCCCCCUUGCAGUCAUCUCCAACAAAACGAGCCAGAACAUCUCUGCCUGUGACUCAAAGUCAGUGGCCCAGCCCGGACAGGAGAACAUUACGCCCGCAGAAGCACAGCACACAGACAGAGCCGCAGCGCACGUGUACCCCUCGCCCCCAAUAUCCAAGGCUCAAGCCCCGACGCCCGUGCUGCCGCAGCUGCGCAAGCUCCAGCGGCAGAUCCAGUCCCUCAGGGCCGAGAACGACGACCUGCGCGCCGUCAAGAUCACGCAUAUCGCGACCAUCGACAGCCUGCGCAGCCAGCUGCGGUGCAAGGAGGCCGAGCAGGCCCGGCUCGUGGAGAAGCUGUGCGCCGAGGCGGCGGCGCGCGAGGACCAGACGGCGCACAUGCGCGAGGCCGUCGCUGCGCUCAAGGAGGAGAAGUGGGCGCUGCUGGGCCGCGUCGCGGAGCUGGAAUUGCAGCAGGCGCCCAGUCAGGUAGAGGACUCAUACUGCGCGGGCUCGAUGUGUGCGAGCGUGCCGCCAAGUCGUAGAGGUAGCGUGCUGAGUCGGGGGAGCCACGCGGGUGGCUAUGACACGCCCGGAUCGCUGUACAGCACCGGCGGCCAGGGCGGGCCGGCGCGGAGUCUGAACCACACGGCGAGCUCGUCGGUCGCGACGGCCAGCGUGCGCUCGUUCGUGCGGCGAAGGGCGAGCAUUGCCGAGUCGGACGUGACGGCCGCGUCGAUGGCGGAAGAGGAGCUGGACAUCCUCUCGGACCAGCUGGUGGCACAUCACGAGCGGCACAGCAAGGAGCAGCGGGCGAUGGCGGUGCAGCUCACUGUGCUGGAGGAUGACCUGAUGGCGGCGAGGCAGCAGCGCGACAGGGCCGAGAGGCGUAGCCGCGACCUCGAGGUCCGGCUUGCGGCGCAGAUGACGCUUGUCCACCACCAUGUCCCGGCGGCGGCGGCGGUGCCGCCAAUCCCUGACCUGCCUCUGCUGACGUACUCCAAAGUCGGUUUGGUGUGGUUUGACACAGUGGCGAGUUGGUUCAAGUACUGGGGCUUGUUCGAGUUCAUCUCGCAGCCGGACGAGUCGCUCUUCGCGGGGACUGACCCGGACAGGGAGGGCCGGCGCCUGCGGGCGGUGGUGCUACUGAAGCGCGCCAUGGACGACGACAUCCUGGACGAUAUCAUGUACCUGCAGAACCAGAAGUUCAUCUCAGCACCAACAGCCACCAAGUCUCUCCCACGGAAUAUCCCUCCUGAGAUCGAGUCUCCCUACUUCCUGUUCCACACCGCUGCCAUCCUCAAGCGCACGGUGCCCAACUCUCUCACGGACUUUGGCUGGCUCGACCGCAUCAACGAUAACGAUUUCGAGGGCAUCGAGGGCUUCGCGAGCCUUGUGAAUAUCCUUAACCGCCGGCAUAGCCAGCUGUAUGGCACGAGCGCGGACCAUUACGACGCGCUCGUCCCUAGGAUCCAGGAGAGCAUGUCGAGGCGGUUUCCAGACCUGGAGAAGUCGUUGCUAGACCCUGCAUCAACACCCAGGAAGUGGUGGCAUUUGGCGCUGUGGAUGUCGAGGAUGGUGAAAAGGAGGCAGGGGCGGAUAGCUGGUGUUGACGAAUCAUGA